AUGGAAGAUACUCCUCCCGAUGAGGACUGGAAUUGCAAUAGCCCUCCACCGUCAAGCACUGAGGGAGAGCGGCCGCCCCUUCCUCCUCGGCCCAGCGAACUCAGCCUCAUGCAAGCCAGACCCCCGACGAGCCAUGCUUCACGCCCUCCUACACGAGCCGGUCUCGUCGCUGGUGCAACGACGGCGAUAUCUAUGACCGACGUCAACAGCUAUAAUCGACCCGAUGGUUCUCAAGAGCUGCGCGUUGUCACCAGCACCCCAUCUCGCGUCGCCUCUAGUUCUUCGAUCCGCCCUUCUACAAGCAACAAAACAAGUGAGAUUGGCGAGGACAGCUCCAGCAUCAGGAGCUAUGCGCCCUUUGGCAGGUUCAUACAAGACACAGAGAGCAUAUUCGAUGGAGAGCUACAAGAAGAUCAAGGCCUUUCGUCGUCCUUCAGCGAAGGAGGACCAGGUCUCUUUGAAGGAGACUCGGAUGAAGUCUGCGACGAAGGGGACGUCGAUUUUGAUAAGGAGUUUGAAGACGUGGACGAACAGGUCGCCGGCGAAGAUGUCGCUCAGGCUCUUUGGAAAGCCAAGCGCAAACACUUCAUUAUCCUCUCCGCCGCCGGCAAGCCCAUUUAUACACGACACGGCUCCGAUGCCGUCAUCUCGAGUUACGUGGGCAUCAUUCAGACCAUCAUUUCCUCAUACUCUGGAAACCGUGACCAACUGAAGAGUUUCCACGCUCGUGGAGUUCAAUUUGUCGUGCUGUCACAGACAAAUCUAUUCCUCGUCGGAAUCACAAGCCUUCCUGAAAGCGAGGCGCAAGUCCGGAUCCAGCUUGAAGCACUGUACAUGCAAAUUCUGUCGACAUUGACACUACCGACAUUAACACAUCUGUUCUCCGUCCGUCCUUCAACAGACCUGAGACGUCCACUACAGGGGACCGAAGUCCUCUUGUCAUCAUUGGCGGAUAGCUUCACCCGAGGCUCUCCCUCCACGCUCCUGUCGGCCCUCGAAUGCUUAAAGAUCCGAAAGUCACACCGAAACGUGAUCAACAGCACCAUGAUCAAGGCGCGCGUGGACAACCUUCUCUACGGCCUCGUCGUUGCAGGAGGGAGACUCGUCAGCGUCAUCCGACCCAAGAAGCACUCCCUCCACCCAAGUGAUCUCCAACUGAUUUUCAACAUGCUAUUCGAAGCCGAAGGAAUCAAAGCCGGCGGCGGCGAAUCCUGGGUCCCCAUCUGCCUCCCCGGCUUCAACAACACAGGCUAUCUCUACAUGUACGUCAGCUUCCUUGAUACGGGCGGCGACCACGUGCGAGAACUGGCCGAAAACGAACGCAUCGCCAAAGAAGACUCUGUAGCCAUUAUCCUUCUUAGCGCCGACAAGGAGAGCUUCGAGGACCUCCAGAGCAUGAAAAACUACCUGGUGCACGAGUUUCGGCGCAACAGAAGCCUGCAUGUCAUCCACAUGGCGGUGCAAGCCGGUCGACUCGCCCCAACAGACAUCGUGGCCGGAACGGUGCUGCGACAUUUCCUAUACAAAUCCAAGGGAAACGUGCAAUUUUUCAUGCCUUCAUUCUCACCCAACUUUGAGACCCUGAAGCAGCGCAGGCGAUUGAUGUCGCUGUACCACAACCUCCAUGCCAGUGUCCAUGCGAAGCAUGCGGGCGUCAAGGUCCAUCAUAGCGUGAGUGCGUCGGCGACCGCACUCGCUUGGGUCACGCCCAUGUUUGAGCUGUAUUGUGUAGCUGGACCGUCGACGUCGAGGAAUGCACUGGCGCAGAGCGCCAAUAGGGUGAUCCAGUGGGUGCAGAGGGAGGAAGAGCGCAUCUUUAUCAUCGGUGGCGCUGUCUUUUGA
Messenger RNA from Rhinocladiella mackenziei CBS 650.93, 1842 nucleotides. RefSeq lists its product as uncharacterized. Gene Ontology annotation, biological process: vesicle-mediated transport; protein targeting to vacuole. NCBI's taxonomy places the organism in Eukaryota, Fungi, Ascomycota, Eurotiomycetes, Chaetothyriales, Herpotrichiellaceae. The transcript has a single exon. Gene Ontology annotation, cellular component: fungal-type vacuole membrane; Mon1-Ccz1 complex. The coding region runs from base 1 to 1842 and encodes 613 amino acids. The record is from RefSeq and is a predicted model, not a curated record.